UCGGCGGGGGCCGGCGCCCGGCGGCCACGUGGUGCUGCUGCCGCCGCUGCCCCCGCCCCGCCGGCCCAGCCCGGGAGCCGCGGCGCCCGCUGACCCCCGCAGCGGGGGAGGAGGAGGAGGAGGAGGAGGAGGAGGGACGGAGGCGCAGGAAGCUGAGCAGGAAGCAAGCCCGGCGGCCGCGUUUUCCUGGGGAAGCGGCGGGCGGGGCGGCGCAGUCAGCCGGGCCAGGGCAGCCACAGCGGCCGCCUCGAUGGGGUGUUGAAAAAUCUCCUCUAGAGCUUUGGAAGACUGAAUGACUAAACAUGAAGAGUCUGAAGGCGAAGUUCAGGAAGAGUGAUACCAACGAGUGGAACAAGAAUGAUGAGCGCUUGCUGCAGGCCGUGGAGCAUGGAGAUGUCGAGAAGGUGGCCUCGCUGCUGGGCAAGAAGGGGGCCAGUGCCACCAAGCACGACAGUGAGGGCAAGACCGCUUUCCACCUCGCUGCUGCCAAAGGACAUGUGGAAUGCCUCAGGGUCAUGGUGACGCAUGGGGUGGAUGUGACAGCCCAAGAUACUACCGGACGCAGCGCUUUACACCUUGCAGCCAAGAACAGCCACCAUGAGUGCAUCAAGAAGCUCCUUCAGUCUAAAUGCCCAGUUGAAAAUGUUGACAGCGCUGGGAAAACAGCUUUACACUACGCAGCGGCACAGGGCUGCCUCCCCGCUGUGCAGGUUCUGUGGGAGCACAAGAGCCCGGUCAACCUCAAGGAUUUAGAUGGGAAUGUACCACUGCUGCUCGCAGUGCAGAAUGGCCACAGCGAGGUCUGUCAUUUUCUCCUGGAUCAUGGAGCAGAUGCCAAUUCCAGAGACAAAAAUGGAAGAACUGCUCUCAUGCUGGCUUGUGAGAUCGGCAGCUCUAACAUCGUGGAAGCCUUACUUAAAAAGGGUGCAGACCUAAACCUUGUAGAUUCUCUUGGACACAAUGCCUUACAUUAUUCCAAACUCUCAGAAAAUGCAGGAAUUCAAAGCCUUCUAUUAUCAAAAAUCUCUCAGGAUGCUGAUAUAAAGACUCCAACAAAACCAAAGCAGCAUGAUCAAGUCUCUAAAAUAAGCUCAGAAAGAAGUGGAACUCCAAAAAAGCGCAAAGCCCCACCACCUCCUAUCAGUCCAACCCAGUUGAGUGAUGUAUCUUCCCCAAGAUCAAUAACUUCAACACCACUUUCAGGAAAGGAAUCAGUAUUUUUUGCUGAACCACCUUUCAAGCAGGCUGAGAUCAGUUCUAUACGAGAAAACAAGGACAGACUAAGCGACAGUACGACAGGUGCUGAUAGCUUGUUGGACAUCAGUUCUGAAGCUGACCCACAAGAUCUUCUUGUUCUGCUGCAAGCAAAAGUUGCUUCCCUUACCUUGCACAAUAAGGAGUUACAAGAUAAACUGCAGGCCAAAUCUCCCAAGGAGGCAGAAGCAGACCUCAGCUUUGACUCCUACCAUUCCACCCAGGCUGACUUACCGCCAUCGCUGAGCAAGGCUGGUGAGGCUUCUCCCCCAGAACCCAAGCCGCCUCUGUCUGCCUCGGCAGAUCUUGUGGGCAGAUCCACUGCUGACAGCGAUGUCAGAAUUCAGCAGCUCCAAGAGGUUUUACAGGACUUACAGAAGAAACUAGAGAAUUCUGAAGCUGAGAGGAAGCAGCUACAGGCUGAACUGCAGGCCCAAAGGACAGACACUGUGUGCAUGAACAGCACCGAGAUUUCAGAGAAUGGCUCUGACCUCAGCCAGAAGCUGAAAGAUACUCAGAGCAAGUAUGAGGAGGCCAUGAAGGAAGUGCUCAGCGUGCAGGAGCAGAUGAAACUGGGUCUCGUGUCGCCAGAGAGCAUGGAGAGCUCUUCCCAUUUCCUCAAGCCAAGGGGCAUGGAGGAGGAGCUGGGUAUGCUGAAGCAGGACCUGCAGAAUGCUCUAGAAGAAAGUGAGAGAAAUAAAGAGAAAGUGAGAGAGUUGGAGGAAAAACUUGCAGAGCAGGAGAAGGGUGCGGGGACCAAGCCUGCUGGGGAAGAGUACGAGGAGAUGAAAAGUUCAUAUUGCUCUGUUAUUGAGAAUAUGAAUAAGGAGAAGGCAUUUUUGUUUGAGAAGUACCAAGAGGCCCAAGAAGAAAUCACAAAAUUAAAAGACACGCUGAAAAAUCAGCUGACGCAGGAAGCCAGUGAGGAAGCUGAGGACAUGAAGGAGGCCAUGGGCAGGAUGAUUGAUGAACUCAACAAGCAGGUGAGUGAGCUAUCCCAGCUGUACAAGGACGCCCAGGCUGAGCUGGAAGAUUACAGGAAGAGGAAGUCCCAGGAGGACCUGACAGCUGAAUACAUCCAUAAAGCCGAGCACGAGAAACUGAUGCAAGUUACGAAUGUGUCUAGGGCUAAAGCGGAAGAGGCACUUCACGAAAUGAAGUCUCAAUACUCGAAGGUGCUGAGUGAGUUGACCCAGCUCAAGCAGCUGGUGGAUGCACAGAAAGAGAACUCCGUCUCAAUCACAGAACACUUGCAGGUGAUAACCACGCUGCGGACCUCUGCCAAAGAGAUGGAAGGAAAAAUCAGCAGCCUUCAGGAGCACCUUUCCAGCAAAAAGGAGGAAGUGGCAAAGCUAGAGAAGCAACUUGUGGAAGAGAAAGCGGCUAUGACUGAUGCAAUGGUACCCAGGUCUUCCUAUGAGAAGCUCCAGUCUUCCUUGGAGAGUGAAGUGAGUAUGUUGACAUCCAAGCUAAAGGAUUCGGUGAAAGAGAAAGAGAAGGUCCACUCGGAGGUGGCUCAGAUUAGAAGUGAAGUCUCCCAAGUGAAGAGGGAGAAGGAAAAUGUUCAGGCACUCUUGAAAUCCAAAGAGCAGGAAGUAAAUGAACUUCUGCAAAAAUUCCAGCAAGCUCAAGAUGAACUCACAGAGCUGAAAAGAUUCUCUGAGAACUCUUCAAAACUGGAGGAAGAUAAAGAUAGAAAGAUAAAUGAGAUGGCAAAGGAAGUCACCAAGUUGAAGGAGGCCCUGAACAGCCUCUCACAGCUCUCUUACUCAACGAGUUCGUCCAAAAGACAGAGUCAGCAGCUGGAGGCCUUGCAGCACCAAGUCAAGCAGCUCCAGAACCAACUGACGGAAUGCAAGAAACAGCAUCAGGAAGUUGUAUCAGUCUACAGAAUGCACCUUCUGUAUGCUGUGCAGGGCCAAAUGGAUGAAGAUGUCCAGAAAGUACUGAAGCAAAUCCUCACCAUGUGUAAAAACCAGUCCUCGAAGAAGUAAAGUGGAUUCCUUGGCAGGACACUGGCCCCUUGUUGUCCAUCCUUGUGUCUGGUGUUGUUGGCAACCACUGCCAUUAUUGUCUUCUCGUGGUAUGCACUGUGACCUAGCAUAGCUUCUUCCCUUUCCAACGGGUUCUGAGAAUUGGUUUCGGGAGAGAAGACUGCCCUCCUCAGAGCUGCCUAAAGAUUUCAGAUCAGCAGAGAUCCAAGUCCCUGUCAUUGCUUCAGAUUCCAGAACCGAGGUCUGGUCCUGGGGCUGGCAGGUGGCAUCCUCCUCAGUGGCUUCAUCACCCCUGGGGAGAAGCUGAAGCCUCCGUGUGGUGAAUGCUCUUCUUCUUGCCUUUGCUUCCAAUCCCAAGCCCUGGUUCAAUUUCCAAUCCAAUGACACUAGUUAUGAAGUGCGUGUUUAACACCCUUCAUCCUGACAUCAUAUGGAUUGAAAAGCUCAGAUGCCAUCUGCAUCCUGCCCCCCACCUGCCUUACAUAUCUCGACACCUUGCUUAUCGAUCUCAUUGUUCGAUAAGUACUAUUCACUAAAAGAAGAAAUUAUCCUGAAAAUGUUUAAUCAUUGAUAUUUUGCAAAUUUUCUAUGCAAACUCUCUUCCUCCUCUUACCUGUGAGCCUCAGGAAAUCCAAGCAUUUGUGAUUUCAACAGGGGACAGUAAACUGUGUGUUUACAGCCAAAAGAAAUGCCUCAUAAAAGUUCUUAACCUCAAUUUUUUUAAGAAGUGUUUUUUCCUCUCUAUUUUUAUUGGCUUUUAAAGAUGUUUUCGUAUCUAAACCCCUAAAGUGAAAUUACCUUAGAUUGUAUUAACAGAAUAUUUUUUAGGUAAUCAUGCUUAGAACUUUAUAAAAAUAGAACUUUUUCUGCCUGGUUUUCAACUACAACAGAAGGUAGUUCUGUAGCCCCAAGCUGGUAUGAGCUGUCGCCAAUACCCUAGGACUUUGGCCAUGUGUCCUCAGAGCUGCAGUGCAUUUCUGAACAUAAUCUAUCCCUUUGCCCAGUGAAGAUUUUUCAAUGUCCCAACUCUACAUGCACCCAUAAAUGAUUUUUGGAAAGGUUGUUAGUACCAGUCAGUAAUUUGAUUUUGAAACUAAAAACCUUGAUGUGAUAACAUUAUAGUUUAUAACAUGGAUCUUAGGGGGAAAAAAUUCUGUUCCAUUUCCUUUCAGGUAAAAAAAAAAGUUUUUGACUUGCUUGUAGCUUCUCUUAGGGCAUCAGUAUUAUUGAGGAAGAUAAACAAAUUAAAGAGCUCUCCAAAGCAUGGAGCUGACGUGCAGGCCUGCUCGGACAGGGCCCGCAUCCUGUUGGGCUGUCUGGGCUCUGAGGGUGCACUUGGCUGUACUGGAUGAUUUGUUCGUGAUUAUUAGAUGACGGCCAACCACAGCACAACAAAAAUGGCUUUAAAACUUGACGUUCCUUUGUUUAAGUUGUGAAAUUAUAGUUAACCAAUUUCAAAAAUGCCCCAAAGAAAUGUGAAAGGACUUUUUGUCACAGCACUUAAGAAAACACAAAAGAACAUUCCUCCCCAGCCCCGACACAGAAAUGCUGCAGAGUAUAAAACUUGAGACAUUUUGUAGGAUGCCUAACAAAGUGUAGCCUUUUAUCUUGUUUCAGGAUGCGUAUUUAUUACAAGUACUCUGGUUAAAUAUUGAAAAGUUAUGCUGUAGUUUAGCUUUUUGUCUUUGUAAUUUACAGAAGUUAUUGCAGAAAAUAAACUUGUUUCAUUUUGCA
Ochotona princeps (American pika) is the source of this 4982-nucleotide messenger RNA. It is a transcript of the gene RAI14, whose product is annotated as retinoic acid induced 14. The record is from RefSeq and is a predicted model, not a curated record. Gene Ontology annotation, molecular function: actin binding. The transcript is spliced from 18 exons. Lineage: Eukaryota; Metazoa; Chordata; Mammalia; Lagomorpha; Ochotonidae. The coding region runs from base 303 to 3248 and encodes 981 amino acids.